Molecule: messenger RNA, 556 nt
Organism: Lucilia sericata (common green bottle fly)
Lineage: Eukaryota; Metazoa; Arthropoda; Insecta; Diptera; Calliphoridae
Product: CHRNA7-FAM7A fusion protein-like
Biological process (GO): regulation of membrane potential; signal transduction; nervous system process
Cellular component (GO): neuron projection; synapse; membrane
Molecular function (GO): extracellular ligand-gated monoatomic ion channel activity; transmembrane signaling receptor activity; neurotransmitter receptor activity
Source: RefSeq, a predicted model, not a curated record
UGCGGAUGAGGGAUUCGAUGGCACGUAUCACACCAACAUUGUGGUCAAACAUAACGGCAGUUGUCUGUACGUGCCCCCUGGUAUCUUCAAGAGCACAUGCAAGAUAGACAUCACGUGGUUCCCAUUCGAUGACCAACACUGCGAAAUGAAAUUCGGUAGUUGGACUUAUGAUGGAAAUCAGUUGGAUUUGGUUUUGAAUUCCGAAGAUGGAGGGGAUCUUUCCGAUUUUAUAACAAAUGGCGAAUGGUAUUUAAUCGCGAUGCCUGAAAAGAAUACCAUCGUCUAUGCCUGCUGUCCGGAGCCAUAUGUGGAUGUUACAUUUACAAUACAGAUAAGGCGAACAUUAUAUUAUUUUUUUAACUUAAUUGUACCAUGUGUGCUGAUAUCAUCGAUGGCUUUAUUAGGAUUUACCUUGCCACCCGAUUCGGGUGAAAAACUUACUUUAGGUAUGCGUACUAUACUACUCUCACUAACAGUUUUUCUAAAUCUUGUUGCUGAAUCCAUGCCGACAACGUCGGAUGCUGUUCCUCUUAUAGGUACACACAAAUCACAAAUA